Molecule: messenger RNA, 1200 nt
Organism: Metarhizium album ARSEF 1941
Lineage: Eukaryota; Fungi; Ascomycota; Sordariomycetes; Hypocreales; Clavicipitaceae
Product: Serine/threonine-specific protein phosphatase/bis(5-nucleosyl)-tetraphosphatase
Exons: 4
Coding region: 1-1200 (399 amino acids)
Biological process (GO): peptidyl-serine dephosphorylation; G1/S transition of mitotic cell cycle
Cellular component (GO): cytoplasm
Molecular function (GO): protein serine/threonine phosphatase activity
Source: RefSeq, a predicted model, not a curated record
AUGGCGACAAGCGUCCCUCGACCCGGCCCCGCCAACUUGGGUCCAAAUGCCGGCCUGGACGAAUGGCUCGAAGAGGCCAAACAAUGCCACUACCUGCCCGAGAGGGUCAUGAAGGAGUUGUGCGAGAAAGUCAAGGAGAUUCUCAUGGAGGAGUCCAACAUUCAGCCCGUUUGCACACCCGUCACAGUUUGCGGAGAUAUCCACGGCCAGUUUUAUGAUCUGCUCGAGUUGUUCCGAGUGUCUGGGGGCAUGCCUGGGGAGACUAGUGCCCAGGCCCCCAAAACUGCCACCACUGUCAUCACCUCCGACGAUAUCGAGCCGCCGAGCGAAAUCACAAACCCGAAGCUCAGGAAGAAGCUACGAUCUCCCGUGGGUGAUGCUGGUGCGGCCGGUGCCGGUGCCGAGAGCGAAGAUGGCGCCGACGCUGUCGCCUGUUCUCGUCCGGGCUCCGCGCUGUCAGGCGCGAAUGUCGCCUCCGCUCAGAGCGCCGAGACGCGCUUCAUCUUCCUGGGAGACUUUGUCGAUAGAGGGUACUUCAGUUUGGAGACAUUUACGUUGCUAAUGUGCUUGAAGGCCAAAUAUCCCGAUCGAAUUGUUCUUGUCCGAGGUAACCACGAAUCUCGGCAAAUCACGCAAGUCUACGGUUUUUUUGAGGAGUGCCAGCAAAAGUAUGGCAAUGCCUCCGUAUGGAAAGCCUGCUGCCACGUCUUCGACUUUCUUGUCCUCGCGGCCAUUGUCGACGGCGAAGUUUUGUGUGUGCACGGCGGGUUGAGUCCGGAAAUUAGAACGAUAGAUCAAAUCCGCGUUGUUGCUCGUGCUCAAGAGAUUCCUCACGAAGGAGCAUUUUGCGACCUGGUCUGGUCAGAUCCUGAAGAGGUCGAGACAUGGGCUAUCAGCCCACGCGGUGCGGGCUGGCUCUUUGGUGACAAGGUCGCUACCGAAUUCAAUCAUGUGAAUGGGUUGAAAUUAAUUGCGCGGGCUCAUCAGCUUGUCAACGAAGGCUACAAGUAUCAUUUCGCCGAAAGCUCCGUGGUGACUGUUUGGUCUGCACCGAACUACUGCUACCGCUGUGGCAAUGUUGCCUCGAUCAUGACUGUAGAUAAGGAUUUGAACCCCAGAUUCAGCAUAUUCUCGGCCGUGCCGGAUGAUCAGAGGCACGUCCCUGCGAGCAGGAGAGGGCCGAGUGACUAUUUCUUGUGA